GCGUGUCACUGCAGGAACGCCCGGGGGGAAGGUGGCGGUGUCGCCGGAGGACUGCAAGGUUGUCGCGAGGUUUACCGCUUGAUUGACAGGCGGCAGCGAAGAGUAUUGAGUGGCAGUCUCACGUUCUCACCAGUAACUGCAGUACAGUCGGUGCCGGGGGCGGGGGGGAGAUUAAACAAUGACCACGGUGGAGGAGUUGUACCGUAACUACGGCAUUCUGGCGGACGCCACGGAGAAUGUGGGCCAGUACAAAGAUGCAUAUCAGGGCAUUCUUGAUGGUGUGAAGAGUGGUGCCAAAGAGAAAAGAUUGGCAGCGCAGUUUAUUCCCAAGUUCUUCAAACAUUUUCCUGAGUUGGCAGAUAGUGCUAUCAAUGCCCAGUUGGAUCUCUGUGAGGAUGAAGAUCUUUCCAUUCGUCGUCAAGCCAUUAAAGAACUGCCUCAGUUUGCAACAGGUGAAAACCUACCAAGAGUUGCAGAUAUAUUAACACAGCUUUUACAAACUGAUGAUAGUGCGGAGUUCAAUUUGGUUAAUAAUGCAUUAAUAUGUAUAUUCAAGAUUGAUGCCAAAGGAACCUUAGGUGGUCUUUUCACACAGAUAAUACAAGGGGAGGAUAUUGUGCGAGAGCGUGCGAUAAAGUUCCUUUCUACAAAACUGAAGGUAGUACCAGAGGAAGUUAUGACCAAAGAAGUAGAAGAAUACAUUUUUGUGGAGUCCAAAAAGGUACUGGAUGAUGUGACAGGAGAGGAGUUUGUUUUAUUCAUGAAGAUUCUGUCCAGCCUUAAGAAUCUUCAGACAGUAAGUGGUCGACAACAGCUGGUGGAGCUGGUGGCUGAACAGGCAGAUUUAGAGCAGGUGUUUAAUCCUGCAGAUCCAGAUUCUGUGGACAGACUACUACAGUGCACAAGACAGGCAGUUCCACUUUUUUCGAAAAAUGUCCAUUCAACCAGAUUUGUCACCUAUUUUUGUGAACAAGUACUACCAAACCUCAGCUCUCUUACCAGCCCAGUAGAAGGUCUUGACAUUCAGUUGGAGGUUUUAAAGUUGCUGGGAGAAAUGACACCUUUCUGUGGUGAUAUGGAAAAGUUAGAAAGUAACUUAAAACAGUUAUUUGAAAAAUUGCUGGAAUAUAUGCCAUUACCUCCAGAAGAAGCAGAAAAUGGUGAAAACGCAGGCAAUGAGGAGCCAAAGCUACAGUUCAGCUAUGUUGAAUGUCUGUUAUUUGGCUUUCAUCAACUUGGAAAGAAGCUUCCUGAUUUCCUCACAGCUAAACUCAAUGCAGAUCGACUGAAGGAUUUCAAAAUAAGAUUACAGUAUUUUGCAAGAGGUUUACAAGUUUAUAUCAGACAACUACGUCUUGCUUUACAAGGAAAAACAGGUGAAGCUUUGAAAACAGAAGAGAACAAAAUUAAAGUUGUUGCAUUGAAGAUAACCAAUAACAUUAAUGUUCUCAUCAAGGAUCUGUUCCACAACCCUCCCUCUUAUAAAAGCACAGUCACCCUUUCUUGGAAGCCUGUACAGAAGGCUGAAGUAGGGCAAAAACGAAUGGCUGAGGAAAACACUUCAUCCCCUCCGAAGAAACAAUCCCCAGCACAAAAACGGGAUACCAGGCAGAUUUACAAUCCACCCAGUGGCAAAUACAGCAGUAAUCUUGGUAAUUUCUCCUAUGAACAACGAGGAGGUUUCCGUGGAGGUAGAGGUCGAGGCUGGGGUGGACGAGGAAAUCGUGGCAGGGGACGUCUCUAUUAGAACGAAAGGCUCCUUCACCAUUGUCCAUUGUGCAGUAGUUACUGUGUAUUAUAAUCUUGGGAUUGCUACACAGCACCUAUAAGAACAGCUAGUAGCCUUCAAAGGAGAAUUCUGUAUUUAAGAAAACCUAAUUCCUAGGAGAUACCUUUGUACAUUUCGAUCUAUGUUUAUAUGUGGGAAUGUGAAACUGUUUUUCCAAGCCCACACAAUUGUUCUGAAAUGUGCUUUUAAUUUCUUUUUCUUUGUUUUAUACUGCAGUUCUGACAUUUAUAAUAAUUGUAGGCUGGAAGGAAUUUUCAAAACAUAAAGCACAGCAACAAUUGACAUUCCAAAAUCCAUCUUGGCAAAAGCAGUAGGAUAAUUUGAAAUAUGGUAGGAAAUUUAUGAGUAACUCUCGUUAUGCUACAUGUUCUCCAACUGGCAGUUUCCCACUAUGUGAUAUAAAAUCUGCAUUUGCAGCAAUAUUUGAAAAUAGUCCUUUUGUGAUCUCUGGCCAGUAUGGGAAAUUUCAAGCCGUUCUGAAUUCCCAGUGCCAUUGUUUAUUUCCAAAUAAAUAUGUGCCGCUAGACAAAGUAGCAUCAUGGUAACAGUUCAUGAGAAGACUCUUGCAGCACUAGCACUUCCAAACUUUGGAUUUCAUGCUCCUCAUGUUGAAAUACCUAACUUUUUAAUUCCCUACAAUAGAAUCCUACUCUGAUAGUAGAUUGGCAGUGGUUUUCAAAGGCUGGCUAACAAUUGAUAGGAACUUCAAAAUGUUUCUUUUCCCCAAUUUCUCUCUCUGGAUUAUGUUUUGCCUUUUCGCAGUAGUUCACUGCUUCCUGAUUGAAAUUGGUGAAUUUAAUUUGUGUCAAAACUAUGGUUAGAAGCACACUGGUAUAGCGGAAUAUUCAUAUACAGUGUGCUCCUCCAUUGGGGCUGGGUCAGGAGUUCUUCUGAAUUUAGGCAGAUGCAACCCAAACUCAGUUCAGUAUGUAUCCUUCGGCAAAUGAAUGGCACUAUCCCUAUUGAUGAACAUAAGACUUCAUGCUGUGAUAAAACUACUUAGUGCUGUGCAGUAUUUACAUAACCUGUUGCAUUUUUAUGAUCUGUGUGGAUUAAUUGUUGAGUGCUAUAGUACUGAAGUACUGUAUUCAAAAAGUACCUGUAGUUUUAAAAAAAGAAUGAUUUGCUUGAUUCCAAA
This is a messenger RNA of Chiloscyllium plagiosum (whitespotted bambooshark), 2927 nucleotides long. RefSeq names its product apoptosis inhibitor 5 (gene api5). Gene Ontology annotation, biological process: negative regulation of apoptotic process. Gene Ontology annotation, molecular function: RNA binding. Gene Ontology annotation, cellular component: nucleus. NCBI's taxonomy places the organism in Eukaryota, Metazoa, Chordata, Chondrichthyes, Orectolobiformes, Hemiscylliidae. The record is from RefSeq and is a predicted model, not a curated record.